AUGGAGGCUGCAGGACUUCAGUGCGAACGGAUCACGUGCGGACGGAUCCCAUCGAGUGUGUGCACUCGGAAGGAUGUGGCGCCGCAGGUGCAUACUGCCAUGUCGAGCGACAAUGGCACUAAUCUUGUACAUAGUUAA
Messenger RNA from Peronospora matthiolae, 138 nucleotides. NCBI's taxonomy places the organism in Eukaryota, Oomycota, Peronosporomycetes, Peronosporales, Peronosporaceae. The record is from the annotation of a GenBank genome assembly.